Messenger RNA from Entamoeba dispar SAW760, 1803 nucleotides. RefSeq lists its product as uncharacterized. The coding region runs from base 1 to 1803 and encodes 600 amino acids. The transcript has a single exon. NCBI's taxonomy places the organism in Eukaryota, Evosea, Mastigamoebida, Endamoebidae. The record is from RefSeq and is a predicted model, not a curated record.
AUGAAUUUUGAAAAUUAUACAGAAAUUAUACAUAAAUCAUUAAAAGAUGUUUUAAACGUUACACUUGGUAUAGUUCCAUUUGGAUUUGAUGUAUUUCUUGAUUUUGGAGUUAAACUUGAUUUAGGAUUAACAGGAACAGCUAUUGUUGAAACCAAGUUCAAAAAAGAAUUUGAUUAUACAUUAUAUAUUUCAUAUCCAAAUGCAAAUAUUAAUGAAGGUACUUAUAUUUGUGAUUAUGCACAAAUAAAGAUAGAUGAUAAAAAAGAUUAUAAAUUAUUUAAACCAACAAUAAAUAUAAAUGGAGAAUUAGACAUAACAAUUACACCAGAUGUUAGAAUAACAUUUUCAACACAAGCAUUUGAUGGAUAUGCAAAAUUAGAAUUUCCACUUGUAAACCAAGUGAGAUAUGAUCAAACAGGAUUUGCAGGAACAUAUGAUAAAAAUGUAGCUAAAAUUGUUUAUGGAUUAGAAGAAGAUCAUCAUUUUGAAUAUACACUUGAUAUUUAUGGAGAAAUUAAUUUAGGAUAUAAAAUAAAAUUAGCAAUUUAUAAGAAAGAAAAUGAAAAACCAUUUAAUUUAUUUGAACCAAUCAAAAUGGUGAAAAUUGGAUUUUAUAGUGUUGAAAAAGAAAAAGAAAUAAGAAAAAUACCAAUAAAAAUAACAUCAGAAAUGAUAAGUGAUUAUGAAGAUAAUUCUGAAGGAAUCAUUAAAUUAGUAGUAAGUGAUAUUAUAAAAUAUAUUGAAGAAGAAUUUAGAAUAACAAUAGAAAAUAAAGAAUAUUUUAUCAAUGAUACAAGUGAAACAAUUAUAACAGAAAAUAAACAAUAUGGAAUAAUUGAUAUAGAAAUUAAAAAUGAAGGAAUUAGUAUAGAAGAUAUAAGUCAAAUAUGUGAUGUAUUAAAAGAAAAAAAUCAAAUUGAAUCAAAAUAUGUAUAUCUUAAAGAAUAUAGUAAAUACAUUGAUGGAUGUGGGAAUAUUACAAUUGAAAAUGAUAAAAGUGAAGAAACAAUAAUUUCAAAAUGUGAAAAAUAUGAACAUUGUUCAAUGUGUUCAAAAUCAGAAUGUUUUAAAUGUGAAAAAGGAUAUGGAUUAAAUGAAGAAGGAAAAUGUACAAAUGUAGAAUGUAAGAAUUUUAAAGGAUGUUCGAAAUGUACAGUAACUAAAUGUUUAGAAUGUUCUAAUGGGAAAGAUGUAUUUAAUGAUAAAUGUAUGAUAGAAGAAUGUUUGGAAUUUGAAGGAUGUUUAGAAUGUACAAGAAGAGAAUGUACUAAAUGUAAUAAAGGAUAUGAAUUAGAACAUGGAGAAUGUAAAAGAAAAAGUUGUUCAAAAUUUGCAAAAUGUGAAUUUUGUAAUAAUGAAGAAUGUCUUGAAUGUAAAAAAGGAAUAGAACUUAUUGAUGGAGCAUGUAAAAUGGAAGAAUGUAAUAAUUUUGAAUAUUGUUCAGAAUGUACAGAUAAAAAAUGUAUUAAAUGUAAAGAAACAUAUAAAAUAAAUAAUAAAGGAAUUUGUGAAUUAAAUAAAUGUUCAGAAAUAAUGAAUUGUAAUAUAUGUGAAGAAGGAAAAUGUCUUGAAUGUUUAGAUAAAUUACCAAUGAUUAAUGAUAUAUGUUAUCCAUCAACAUGUUCUAGUUUCAAUAAAUGUUUUAGAUGUGAUAAUAAAAAAUGUAUUCAAUGUGUUGAUGGAACAAUAACAACAGAUGGAACAUGUCAACAAGCAGAAAAUAAUAAAGAAAAUAUAUAUUGUUUAUUACCAAAUUAUUUAUUUGAACAAAAAGAACUUGGAAAGUGUACUAAUAAAUUCUGA